AUGGCUGUCGCGGAUUACAAGAAGUACCUGGCGGAGAAUGUCCUCAAUGAGCGCCGCACAGUCACUUAUCGCUCUCUGAGUCGAGCUCUCCGGGUCCACUGCACCUUGGCCAAGCAGAUGUUAUGUGAUUUUCACCAUGGCGAAAACAACAAGAAACCAAACAGCGUCAAUGCGACCUACCUGAUUACGGGCAUCCAGAAACCGCCGGCUCCCCCCACUACGAAUGGGGCGCAUGCCAAUGGCGAUGACUCCAACGCAGACGACGUGAUGGCGAGUAGCCCAUAUCUUCCCAGCUCGAUGCCGAACCAAGACGAGAUUACCGAUGAUGUUCGCACUGCGUCUGUCAUACUUGCGCGAGAGGAGGAUUUCGAAGAUGCGAAAUCCACCUUCGAAUCAAUCGCCUCGAUCUACGUCUACAGCAUACAGCCUACAAUUCUCCAGGAUCUCAAUGUCUUGACCGAUGUCAGUCGGGAGAUGAUAAAGAACCAUGCGCACGAGGACCCGCUAGAAUUCGGGAAACAAUGGGGGAUGAUUCAGAAUCAAAACGUGAAGCGGAGGACCGGCGCGCGACCGCCUGCGCCUGCGCCUACACCGGCACCGGCGCCAGCUCCUUCGUCCAAGCCCGUUGUGCCGUCGAAGCGUCCAAACGAAACGUCACAACAGAAGAAACCCGAGCCCAAGCAAGAGAACCGCUCUGAAUCUGCGCAAACAUCGCAACGUAGCAAUGCUCCGUCUUCCAAACCCGCGGAGAAGCCAGCUCCGGCACAGCGAGAAAAGAGCAAUCUCUUCAGCUCUUUUGCGAAGGCUAAACCGAAACAGAAGAAGGAAGACUCGGCGACGCCGGCUGCUAGCGUGAACUCGGUAUUUGUCCUGGACGAUGCUUCGGAAGAAGAAGCCGAAGAGCUUUUCCCUGACACCGGAAAGUCCUCGGCCGCUGGUACACGAGAGUCAAGGAAAGAGCGCGAGGAGAGGUUGAAGCAGAUGAUGGAGGAUGAAGACGAAGAAGACGAAGAAAUGCCGGACGUGCCAGAACCUGUUGAAGAAUCCAACCCCAUCGACGAGGCGCCGCCCAAGCCUCCUUCGCCCAAAGAAGAAGUUACUGUUGGGGGAGGACGUCGGAGAGGAAGGCGCCAAGUCAUGCAGAAGAAGACUGUGAAAGAUGACGAGGGCUACCUUGUAACGGUUGAGGAAGCCUCAUGGGAGUCGUUCUCGGAGGAUGAGCCAGCACCGCCGCCCAAGAAGAAACCCGCCGUGAGUGCACCAAAGGGCAAGGCAGGCGCCAAACCAGGACAGGGCAAUAUCAUGUCAUUUUUCUCCAAGAAAUAG
This is a messenger RNA of Aspergillus steynii IBT 23096, 1326 nucleotides long. RefSeq lists its product as uncharacterized. Gene Ontology annotation, biological process: DNA strand elongation involved in DNA replication; DNA replication; DNA synthesis involved in UV-damage excision repair. Lineage: Eukaryota; Fungi; Ascomycota; Eurotiomycetes; Eurotiales; Aspergillaceae. The transcript is spliced from 8 exons. The record is from RefSeq and is a predicted model, not a curated record. Gene Ontology annotation, molecular function: DNA-directed DNA polymerase activity. Gene Ontology annotation, cellular component: delta DNA polymerase complex; nucleus. The coding region runs from base 1 to 1326 and encodes 441 amino acids.